This is a messenger RNA of Ilyonectria robusta, 726 nucleotides long. RefSeq lists its product as uncharacterized. Bases 1 to 726 code for a protein of 241 amino acids. The transcript has 2 exons. Lineage: Eukaryota; Fungi; Ascomycota; Sordariomycetes; Hypocreales; Nectriaceae. The record is from RefSeq and is a predicted model, not a curated record.
AUGGCCGUUUAUUACGAAACCAGCUGGUCCAUCCUGAGCACCAUCGGCCUGGCAAAUUUCUUCUUUGCCUGGAUUGUCGUUGGCGUAACGAAGCUGACAUUCCUCUCCGCUGUCCCUAUCGUCGUCUCUGCCGCGAGUGCAGUCGCUAAUGGUCUAUGCUACUAUGCUUGGUACAUGGACUCCGGCAAAACGAGCACGGCAAGUGCAUACGCUGUUGCGGACAUCUUGUGGAUGAUCCAAGAGGCUGGGCUGUCUUUCUACAGUUACGCUAUUCUCUCUCAAGUCUUAAGGAACCGGAAGCGACUGGUUUUCUUGGUCCUCUUUUGGGUCUUUAUGCUGUGCGUUUUGAUGGCAAGGUUGAUCUUGUUGGCCUACCGGAUCAAAUCCAUCCUUCAAGGCGACCAGAUAUUUAAGACCAUCGUCAAUGGAGCACACGUCGGCUACUUCAUGUCGUUGGCGACCGUGGAGUGUCUUAGUGCUUUUUUCCUGCUACACACGUUCGCAGCAGCUAAAAAUAAAAGGGAACAAGCUUCACUCGGAUCAGAUUUCAUGAGACAUCUCAUGCGAAGUACAGAGGUGCGACUCGCAUUACUGGCACUCAUUGGUGUGGCGAGAGCGAUCACCUUUCUUUUUCAACCUCCAAUCAGUGGAGCAGUUAGCACUUCGAGUCAAAUCGACGUCUUUCUCUACUCACUCGAAUGUCUCUUUCCGGUUAUUCUUUUGUAA